Messenger RNA from Penicillium pulvis, 693 nucleotides. RefSeq names its product type 1 glutamine amidotransferase domain-containing protein. Lineage: Eukaryota; Fungi; Ascomycota; Eurotiomycetes; Eurotiales; Aspergillaceae. The record is from RefSeq and is a predicted model, not a curated record. Bases 1 to 693 code for a protein of 230 amino acids. The transcript has a single exon.
AUGGCUAAGCGAGUCUUGCAUGUCGUCACCAACGCCGCGCAUUACAACGAUCCAUCCCAUCCGACCGGCUUGUGGUUAUCCGAACUCACGCACGCUUGGCACGUUUUCGAAGAGCACGGUUAUGAGCAGACCAUCGUCAGCCCGGCAGGGGGUCUCUCUCCAAUAGAGCCCAAGUCGCUGAAAUUCCCCAACUACGAUAAGACUGCGAAAGCCUGGAGGGCCGAUCCGAGCCGAAUGUUGUUGCUGAAGAACACUGCUCGACCUAGCCAAAUUAACUCGGCUGAUUUCGACGCUAUUUAUUUCACUGGUGGGCAUGGGGUGAUGUUUGAUUUUCCCGACGAUGAGGGUCUGCAGCGGAUCACCCGGGAGAUCUUCGAACGGGGUGGUAUUGUCUCCUCUGUUUGCCACGGCUACUGCGGGCUGCUUAAUACCAAGCUCUCUGAUGGCUCGUACCUGGUAGCCGGACGUAACAUGACCGGUUUUGCCUGGCGGGAAGAGGUGCUUGCUCGUGUGAAUAAGCUUGUGCCCUACAACGCCGAAGAAGAGGUGAAGAAGCGUGGCGCGCACUAUAAAAAGGCCAAGCUGCCUUUUAUUUCUUACACCGUGGUGGACGCCAACCUGGUGACUGGGCAGAACCCAGGCUCGGCGAAAGAGACCGCGAUGAAGGUCGUCACCGCCCUCAGCCGGUCAUGA